CAUUUCGAAGUUUCGUACAGGGCAGGGGUGUUAUGUUUGGAAGAUCGAUCAACGCAAGUGUGGUUGCGUUGGUUUGAACUGGCCUUUUCGAAAUUCACGCUUCACUUUCUGACUGUUGCGUGCGGCAAUUCAUUCCUUGCGUGUGCUGUGGCAAUGGCAGAAAAAUCAGCUUCGGCUGAUGGCAAAGAUGGUGGUGAAACAGAGGUAGCAGCUGCUUCACUCGUGUCCAGUAUUCGAAGUGAGCUGCGCGGCUUGAGAGAUAACCGGAAAGUGGAGAGUGAGCAGCAGCUGAAGGAGCUGUUUGAGAAGAACCGUGAGUUCAUAUCCAGCUCACUCGACACUCUGGAUUCAGACAGCGAAACAGAGAAACAUCCUACUUUACCUGCACUGAGCCACCAUGUGAACUCGACGCAGAUGGCCAGUGUUGUGAAUGGUAUGGACAACAAACAAGUCUCUUUGCCACUGUGCAAGCUGAACUUUACCCCAUCACUGCCGCACUUCAGUUCCUGGGCAUCAAACCAGCAGAACUUCAUCGUUGACGAUGAAACUGUCCUCCACAACAUUCCUUACAUGGGAGAUGAACUACUGGACAAGGAGCGAGGAUUCAUUGACGACCUGAUUCAGAACUACGAGGGCCGCGUUCAUGAUGCUGCUGAGGCCUCGGCCGAGGAUGACAUUGAGGACGAUAUCCUUCACCAGCUUGUGCUCCGUCUGUCAAAGAAGUUGUCUUCAUCAGAGCCGGACGAUUCAACUGAGCUAUCUAUGGAGAAGGCCGAGACCGUGCUGACUGCGCUGGUCAAGGCCUACCCCGACAAGAACUGGAACGUGUCGAAGCUGUGUGACCGGUACCGCGCUAUUCUGCAAAAGAAAGGCCUGGAUGUACAGUGCCUGCCGAAUAUCGAUGGGGCCAACGCUCAGUCUGUGCCGAGGCAGCAGAGUCUUCACUCAUAUCACUCCUUGUUCUGCCGGCGUUGCUUCAAGUACGACUGCUUCCUACAUGCAUUCCGUCCAACUCCUAGAUUCAAUCGCAAAAAGUCAGAGUGCAAGCCUCGCACCGAACCGUGUGGUCCCAAUUGUUACAUGCAUAAGGCUGGUAUUCCGACGUUACCUGAAUCAAGUGGGACGCCGUCGGCCCUUGGCAGUAGUAGCCCUGCUUCAUCUGCAUCUAGUGCACCGUCAUCAGGUCAGCCAUCCUGUGAUACAUCGCGAUCAGCUUCACCAAGCAGAUCGGCGGGGUCCAGGCUAGCUCCCUCAGCCAGCGCCAAGCCUCAAGCCAGUGCCGGUGCAUCGUCCCAGGCGCUUGAACCACCGCCCGGCAAUCGGCAGCAACACCUGGGCGUGCGAUCGCCUCAGCGUUCCCUGGACGCUGCCGCCGUAGCGUCAGCAGCGCAGUCUGGAUCCUUGUCUUCUUAUAGUAGUGGCUGGAUACCCGCCGAGGAGUCAGCGUUUCGUGUGCUGCGUCCUCUUUUCCCGUCUAAUUACUGUACGCUUGCAGAGGUGCUUCGCACGCGGACAUGUGAAGAGGUUUGGCAGUUUGCUCUCCACGACCCGUGCGAUGUCGUCGAAGAGGACGUGCAGGAAGAGGAGCAGCAGGCGCCUGCCCGAAAGCGCCGCAAGAAAAAUCAGAAGCAGAAGGCCUUCACCAAUCACUUCCGCCAGGUUCUAUUGAAGCAAGGCUCUGAUAACCCAUCGAACUUGAUGUUCAACUACCGGCCUUGCGAUCACAAAGGCCCAUGUGAUAGUUCUUGCCCGUGCAUCAUCGGACAUAACUUCUGCGAGAAGUACUGCCAGUGUUCAUCGGAAUGUCAGAAUCGCUUUCCUGGAUGCCGGUGCAAGGCGGCGUGCAACACCAAGCAGUGCCCUUGCUUUGGCGCGCUGCGAGAGUGUGAUCCUGACCUGUGCUUGACUUGCGGUGCCUCGACAAAUCUCAAGAGUAAAACGGUGCCGUGUAAGAACGUGUGCAUUCAGCGUGGACAUCGCAAGCACUUGUUGUUAGCACCUUCCGAUGUCGCCGGUUGGGGCAUCUUCAUUAAAGAGGCCGCCCAGAAGAACGAAUUCAUCAGCGAAUAUUGCGGAGAGAUGAUAUCUCAGGAUGAAGCAGAGCGCCGUGGAAAGGUCUACGACAAGUGGAAGUGCAGUUUCCUCUUCAAUCUCAAUGCCGAGUUUGUCGUGGAUGCCACACGGAAAGGAAACAAAAUCCGCUUUGCCAACCACUCCAUCAAUCCGAACUGUGCUGCUCGAGUUAUGAUGGUGCAUGGUGACCAUCACAUCGGGAUAUUUGCCAAGCGCAACAUCGAAGCUGGAGAAGAGCUCUUCUUCGAUUACCGUUACGGACCAACUGACUCUUUGCGCUAUGUGGGCAUUGAGCGGGAGAACUACCGAGUGACAUCUACCGAGUAGAGAGAACGGCAAGUUGCCCGGGUGCCAUCUACCGAGUAGAGAAAAUGGCAAGUUGCUGUUGGUGUCCAGGUGUCGCUACGGACACCACACUUGUGAUUACCAACAGGCAAUUAGCAGCAUUUGCCACUUGCUCAAAUACUCCCUUGCCAUGAACAUUGCUGCUCACUAGCAGGCGUACUACCCAAGACCUGUAACCCGCCAAGAACAUCAGUCUCACCUCCAUGAUAAGUAGUGUAUUGUCAUAAACCCCUCUGCUUCUUUUAGGUUGCUUUCCGUUAUUCUAUUUAUUGUUUUGCUUUUAUCUGUGGCAGUCUUUGCUCUGUCUACUAACGGGGAUCCUUGUUGUCGGAAGUAUACAUUUACGAUACACUACUUGGAGGGGCUUUUUCAGAAUAGCUCUUGGCUCUGUUGCGAGUGUGCAGAGGAGCGUUAUUAGCAUAUUUUCUCUCUUUGUGUUGAGAGCGUGCAGCCUAGUGCUGUACACGUAUGUCAGUCUCAAUAUGCUCAACACUGGUCAGUGCUGGUGGCCACCCAGUGCUUCUGUGCUCUUUCGGCAAUAUCAUCAAUGAUAGCUUGCGCUGGUCCAGUCCUCAAGCUCUUGUUGACGCGUUUUAAUCCAUGCCAUAGCCAGCUCAUAGAAAGCUCUGUUUUCUUUCUUUUUCAAUAUGUAGACUCUUUCUAGCUGUUUUAUCCAACACGCCGCCGGGGAGCUCUUUUUACUUUUCCUCCCACGUCUCUCGUUGUUUUUUUUGUUUUUGUUUUGUUUUUUUUGGUGACCGUUUUACAACCAUACUCACACUUUUAAAUUAUCAAAAAAUGGCUCAGGUUGGUGAAAUCUGGCAAUGAUCCACAUGUAUUGUUCAGAA
Messenger RNA from Sycon ciliatum, 3266 nucleotides. RefSeq names its product histone-lysine N-methyltransferase EZH2-like. Gene Ontology annotation, biological process: heterochromatin formation. The record is from RefSeq and is a predicted model, not a curated record. The transcript is spliced from 22 exons. Gene Ontology annotation, molecular function: chromatin binding; histone H3K27 methyltransferase activity; protein binding. NCBI's taxonomy places the organism in Eukaryota, Metazoa, Porifera, Calcarea, Leucosolenida, Sycettidae. Gene Ontology annotation, cellular component: ESC/E(Z) complex; nucleus. The coding region runs from base 154 to 2400 and encodes 748 amino acids.